Molecule: messenger RNA, 231 nt
Organism: Caenorhabditis bovis
Lineage: Eukaryota; Metazoa; Nematoda; Chromadorea; Rhabditida; Rhabditidae
Source: the annotation of a GenBank genome assembly
AUGUUCUCCGAGUUGAAGCGUUUCACAGUUUUGGCCCUUUACACGUGUGCUCUUUUCUUCUCGGUACCACUUUCGCUUCUUGUCUGGUUCGUUCGGCGAGAGCUCAUCAACGAAACAUCGGUCGCUGGCGAGAAGCAGCUUGGUGUCAUCACUGACAAGGAAAGGUCGGCCAACACUUCUCGCAAUAUCGAAACAACAACUUGUCCUGAUGUCCAACUCCGUAUCGAUUAA